GGAUGCAUACACUUCAUCUCGUUACAUUACGAAUUGAGGCAACAUGGAAGCUCCAUUUAAAAUGACAUUUUUCUUCUUCAUCCUGCUUGCAUCUUGUUUGCUUAUUGAAAAUGUAUCAAUAGUUGACGCCAGGGUAGCUACAGAGGUAGUAUUGCCACUAGCAAAAUCGCCACCAUUCAAGCAAAAGCCACCUCCACGGUGCUCCGGUCCAGAUGAUUGUAAUCGUAAAUGCACAGGAAACAUCCGCGUUUGUAAUGGCGGUUUUUGCUUGUGUAUUCCUGGAAAUCCAGAUUGUUGUUAGAUAUACAGUUUUGGGUUUCCACUUAUCCAAUUCACUGUUAUUAGUGGGAAAAAUGUUAUUUCUCAAUAAUAUGGAAUAAAACCUUAUAUUUGCU
This is a messenger RNA of Rubroshorea leprosula, 395 nucleotides long. Lineage: Eukaryota; Viridiplantae; Streptophyta; Magnoliopsida; Malvales; Dipterocarpaceae. The record is from the annotation of a GenBank genome assembly.